CUGGGUUCAACGAAAUCAGCUCCCUACGUCACGCGAGAAAGGAAUACAUAUAUCGGACUAUGAAAAAAGAAAACAUUUGCUAAGCGAAUCGACGCCUGGGAAAAUACGACCAAAUGACCACAGGAGAGCUACUGUCAAACAAAUGGAUUUUCAGCUCUAUAAAUAGCCCCUGUAUUCAUGCGCAACAAUUUUAAAUAUUAAUUGAGCUUUUGUAUACCUGGUUUGGUUUUCUUUGCUUUCGUUUCGUUUGUUUUUUAACAGCAGGGCAGUGAUUUGUGGCUGUAUUUGCCAACUUUUUGUUGAUUGUCACUUUGGAUUACUGACAUUAUUUUGAUUUAUCGUUAGAGAAAUGACAUACUGAGAGGUAACAGUUUUCGACGAGGUGGGCAAUUAACAUACAGGAGGAGUCCCGGUGUUGUGAGCCGUCCCAUUUGUCAUCAGGUGUCUGUUGGAGAGAGGUCUCCUUGGGGAAGCAAAGCGCAGUGAUUGUCUGACGUCUUGUUGCGAGCAUUUCAUCGGCCUUCAAGAAAAAAAACGGGGACUUCUCAUUUCUGAACAGGCGGAGGCGUUUGGUCCUGGAUGUUGCAGACUUGCCCGAUUUCGUCUCGCCUCCCAAUUCAAGCUUUCGAUAACGUUUUACGGACUUGGAAGUUGGAUUUAAAACAGUCUGGUCACCCGACUUUCAGUGACAAGAUGAUGGAUGUCUAGAGGGAAAUCGAUACCUUUCUGCUGAGGUCCUGCGAUUAAAGCUUUUUGCAUGAAUGGUUCGCAACCCAAGCUGUGUGAAUUAGCUUUUGCCACAGCCUCACCUGGACGGACCGUGCAUUACAGGGAAAAUCGGUGCAUCUAUGUUUGCGGUGCAUGUAUAGCUAUACAUAUCUCUUAUAUGUUUAACCGUGUGACGGAACCGUUGCAGUACCAGUGAUCCAGUCACAAGCCGCGUACGACUCUUGCAUUGGCUGAAGAAGUGACUUUAUUUCAAGCCGCUGCUUACUGCACACACGGCAAAACGACUCAAGACCUCGCCAUCGAAGUGUGUGCAAGGAAAUGUCAUUUAUUUAUUUCAAAAACAAAACAAUUCAUUCCAUUUCAGAGCAACCAACAGGUUAUUGCUGCAGUUUAUAGUAGCGUAGUUAUUUCGUUUUCAUUUUACAUUCUCUCAUUAUAUAGCAUUUAUACAUUUCUGUAAAAACUAGGAGACCUCAGUAUACCACAGUCAAAGCUUUUUUAUAUCGCAUAUAGGCAAUUUACUGCUGAAAAUGUGCAUAUUUAGUAUCGCAGCGUUCUCGCUGGGACUGUUGUUGGUCGGUUUCAGCGCCGUGGACACCCAGCCUUGCCCGGCACAGUGCUCGUGCUCCGGGACAACGGUGGAUUGUCACGGGCAAGGAUUGCGCAACGUGCCGCGGAAUAUCCCCAGGAAUACGGAGCGACUGGAUUUGAAUGCAAAUAACCUCACAAGAAUUACUAAAUCUGAUUUUGCUGGGUUGAGGCACCUCAGAGUAUUGCAACUGAUGGAAAACAAGAUCAGCACCAUCGAGAGAGGAGCAUUCCAGGACCUGAAGGAGCUGGAGAGGCUGCGUUUGAACAGGAAUAGUCUGCAGGUCCUUCCGGAACUUCUCUUCCUGGGAACGCUGAAGCUCUACAGACUAGAUCUGAGCGAGAACCAGAUCCAAGGCAUUCCCAGAAAGGCCUUCCGAGGAGCGGUGGAGAUCAAAAAUCUGCAGCUGGAUUACAACCAGAUCAACUGCAUCGAGGAUGGGGCGUUCAGGGCUCUGCGCGACCUGGAAGUACUCACGCUUAACAACAACAACAUCAGCCGCCUGUCCGUGGCCAGCUUCAACCACAUGCCCAAGCUCCGGACCUUCCGUCUGCACUCUAAUAACCUGUUCUGUGACUGCCACGUGGCCUGGCUGUCUGAUUGGCUGAGACAGAGGCCCCGGCUGGGCCUGUACACACAGUGCAUGUCCCCUCCGCACAUGCGUGGGCACAACGUGGCUGAGGUGCAGAAGAAGGAGUUUGUGUGCACAGGCAGUCACCACUCCUCCGCAUCCUGCAGUGUCCUGCAGUGUCCCGACUCCUGCACCUGCAGCAACAACAUCGUGGACUGCCGGGGAAAGGGCCUGACAGAGAUCCCCACCAACCUUCCGGAAACCAUCACGGAAAUCCGCCUGGAACAGAACUCAAUCAAGGUGAUUCCGCCAGGGGCUUUCUCUCCCUACAAGAAGCUGAGGAGAAUAGACUUGAGCAACAACCAGAUUUCUGAGCUGGCUCCAGAUGCCUUCCUGGGCCUGCGGUCUCUGAACUCUCUCGUUCUGUACGGGAACAAGAUCAGCGAGCUCGCCAAGGGCCUGUUCGAGGGACUCUUCUCUCUCCAGCUGCUCCUUCUUAACGCCAACAAGAUUAACUGCCUGCGUGUGGACGCGUUUCAGGAUCUGCACAACCUGAACCUGCUCUCUCUCUACGACAACAAGCUCCAGACUAUCGCCAAAGGAACGUUUGCUGCCCUUCGAGCGAUCCAAACGCUGCACCUGGCCCAGAACCCGUUCAUCUGCGACUGCCACCUGAAGUGGCUGGCUGACUACCUGCAGGACAACCCCAUCGAGACCAGUGGAGCCCGCUGCUCCAGCCCCCGCAGGCUGGCCAACAAGAGGAUCGGGCAGAUCAAGAGCAAGAAGUUCCGCUGCUCAGCAAAAGAACAGUAUUUCAUUCCAGGCACGGAGGACUACCGGUCGAAGCUGGGCAGCGACUGCUUCGCCGACCUGGCCUGCCCUGAUAAGUGCAGGUGUGAGGGCACCACGGUGGACUGCUCCAAUCAGAAGCUGACGCGCAUCCCCGACCACAUUCCGCAGUACACGGCCGAGCUCCGCCUCAACAACAAUGAGUUCACAGUCCUGGAGGCUACCGGCAUCUUCAAGAAACUCCCCCAGCUCCGCAAAAUAAACCUGAGCAACAACAAGAUCACGGACAUCGAGGAGGGCUCGUUUGAGGGAGCGGGCGGGGUCAAUGAGCUCAUCCUGACGGGGAACCGGCUGGAGAACGUGCACUUCCGCAUGCUGAAGGGACUUGGGGGCCUCCGGACACUAAUGCUGCGGAGCAAUCGGAUUGGCUGCGUGAGCAACAGCAGCUUCACCGGCCUCAGCUCUGUCCGCCUGCUGUCCCUCUACGACAACCAGAUCACCAGCAUGUCCCCGGGGGCCUUCGACACGCUGCACUCCCUCUCCACCCUGAACCUCCUGGCCAAUCCCUUCAACUGUAAUUGCCACCUGGCCUGGCUGGGAGAGUGGCUACGGAAGAAGAGGAUCGUCACGGGCAACCCCCGCUGCCAGAACCCCUACUUCCUGAAGGAGAUCCCCAUCCAGGAUGUGGCCAUCCAAGACUUCGCCUGCGACGACGGUAACGAUGAGAACAGCUGCUCCCCCCUGGCCCGCUGCCCGGCUGAGUGUACCUGCCUGGACACCGUGGUGCGCUGCAGUAACAAGGGGCUGAAGACUCUGCCCAAGGGCAUCCCCAAGGAGGUCACCGAGCUGUAUCUGGAUGGAAACCAGUUCACUCAGGUUCCACAGGAACUCUCCAAUUACAGACACUUAACACUCAUUGAUUUGAGUAACAACCAGAUCAGCACCUUGUCCAACCAAAGUUUCUGUAACAUGUCUGAACUACUUACCCUAAUUCUGAGCUACAAUAGGCUGCGGUGCAUCCCUGUGAAAGCCUUCGAUGGACUGAAGUCUCUUCGGUUGCUGUCUCUCCAUGGGAACGACAUUGCAGCGAUUCCAGAGGGGGCCUUCCAAGAUCUCUCCGCACUGUCACACCUUGCCCUUGGUGCCAACCCUCUGUACUGCGACUGUAACAUGCAGUGGCUGUCGGAGUGGGUGAAAUCCGGGUACAAGGAGCCGGGCAUCGCUCGUUGUGCAGGGCCAGGGGAGAUGACCGACAAACUGCUCCUCACCACACCCUCCAAAAAGUUCACCUGCCAAGGGCCUGUGGAUGUGAGUAUCCUGGCCAAGUGUAACCCCUGCCUCUCCAACCCGUGCAAAAACGACGGCACCUGCAACAACGACCCCGUGGACUUCUACAGAUGCACCUGCCCGUACGGGUUCAAGGGCCAGGACUGUGACGUUCCCAUCCACGCCUGCAUCAGCAACCCGUGUAAAAACGGGGGAACGUGUAAUCUGAAAGAGGGAGAAGACAGCAGCUUCUGGUGUGUGUGCGCCGACGGCUUCGAGGGCGAGUCCUGCGAAGUGAACAUCGAUGACUGCGAUGACAACGACUGCGAGAACAACUCCACCUGCGUCGACGGAAUCAACAACUACACCUGCCUGUGCGCCCCGGAAUACACAGCUGCUAAUCUGAAUGAGGUGGAGAAAGGGGAGCUGUGCGAGGAGAAGCUGGACUUCUGUGCCCCGGAGCUGAACCCCUGCCUGCACGACUCCAAGUGCAUCCUCACCCCCAAGGGAUACAAAUGCGAGUGCACUCCGGGUUAUGUGGGUGAGCAGUGCGACGUGGACUUCGACGACUGCCAGGAGAAUAAAUGUCAGAACGGAGCGCAGUGCAUCGACGCUGUGAACGGCUACACCUGCGUCUGCCCCGAAGGCUACAGCGGUCUGUUCUGCGAGUUCUCCCCGCCCAUGGUGCUUCCCCGGACGAGCCCCUGCGAUAACCACGACUGCCAGAACGGAGCGCAGUGCUUCGUGCUGGACACGGAUCCUGAGUGCCGCUGUCUGCAGGGUUACCAGGGCGACAAGUGCCAGAACCUGGUCAGCGUCAACUUCGUGGACCGCGAGUCCUACCUCCAGAUCCCGUCCGCGCUGAUCAGCUCACAGGCCAACAUCUCCCUGCAGAUCGCCACCGAUGAAGACAACGGGAUUCUGCUGUACAAAGGAGACAUCGACCACAUCGCCGUGGAGCUGUACAGGGGCAGACUGCGUGUGAGCUACGACACCGGGUCCUACCCGCCUUCCGCUAUUUACAGUGUGGAGACCAUCAAUGAUGGGAGUUUCCAUGUGGUGGAGCUUGUGGCAUCAGACCAGACCCUCUCGCUCUCUAUCGAUGGAGGCAGCCCCAAGUCUAUCAGCACCCUGUCCAAGCAGUCCACUCUCAGCAUCGACUCGCCCCUCUACGUCGGCGGCAUGCCCGGGAAGGCCACAGCCGCGGCCCUGCGGCAGAGCGGAGGGGGGCAGAACGGCACCAGCUUCCACGGAUGCAUCCGGAACCUGGUGAUCGACGGGGCGCUGCAGGACCUGGCGCUGUUCCAGCCGCGGGCGGGCGUGGUGCCCGGCUGCCAGCCCUGCCAGGGCAGGGUGUGUGCCCACGGGGUGUGCCAUGCCACGGGCCGCUCCAGCUUCUCCUGCCAGUGCGAGAGUGGCUGGGCCGGCACGCUCUGCGACCAGCAGGCCAACGACCCCUGCCACGGCAACAAGUGUGCCCACGGGAGCUGCCUGCCCAUAAACUCCUUCUCCUACAGCUGCCGCUGCCAGCCGGGGUACACGGGGGUGCUGUGUGACGAGGAAGAGGACGUGUUCAACCCCUGCCAGGCCAUCCGCUGCAAGCACGGGAAGUGCCGUCUGUCAGGCCUGGGCAAGGCCUACUGCGAGUGCAACAGCGGCUUCACCGGAGACGGCUGUGACCGAGAAAUCGCGUGUCGAGGAGAACGGGUCCGAGAUAGCUACCAGAAGCAGCAGGGCUACGCCGCGUGCCAGACCACCGAAAAGGUCUCGCGGUUAGAGUGCCGGGGGGGCUGCGAGGGGGGCCAGUGCUGCGGCCCCCUCCGGAGCAAACGCCGGAAAUACACCUUCGAGUGCACCGACGGCUCGUCCUUUGUCGAGGAGGUGGAGAAGGUGGUCAAGUGCGGCUGUACAAAAUGUCCGUCAUAAAAACGAAUAAUAAUAAAUACGAAUAAAUAAUAAAAAAAAUAUAGUUUUUUUUUUUUUGUUACUGUUACGUGUCCCUUUUUUAAGGAAAGAAAGAAAAAAACAAAACAAAAUCAUACCUUUUUUUUGGCAGUUGCUGGACUUGAUUGAUGCUUCCAUAGAGGAAAUGUUGAAUUAUAUUGUAAAAUACAGAACAAUACUUAUUUUUUAUUAUGAAGCGGAGAAAAAAAAAGACAAAAAACAAGAGAGUUGACUAUUUUCUUCAUUCGACGUCUGUCACUCCGGGGAUGCACGACGUUGUUUUUUUGUUUUCGUCUUUUGCGCUGAAGAAGAACUGAACUGACUGCUCAGUCGUGAAUGAAGAAAUAAAAUAACCCUUUGGCUGGUCACUGUUUCUGAUUUUUUUUUUUUCUUUUUUUUUUUGAUGUUUUAUGUCAGAAGACUCUUGGGAGGGCAGAAAUGUUUUUGAGCUAGUCGUUAAGGUUAGGAUCUGGUAAAGUAGAACGGAAAACUAAACAAACAAAAGCAAUGAAAACCAGCAUCACCAACAGGAAGACUUGAGAAGAUUUGAGAUCCUGAACCCGGUCUCCGGGACGACGUGGCGGGUUGGUCACGUGAUGCAAAAAACAGACAAACUGUAACCCAGUGGACGGCCGAGCGAUCUACUGAAGGUCAUGACCUGCAUACAGGAAGGAACUGCAUACCGUGAUGUAAAUGCCCAUAAAGUGCGUCAUCCAUUUUACUCACCCAAGUCCAACUUGUGUACAGUACAAUAGCAGAACCUUAAAUAGUAGUGAGCCUCUUUUCCAGUAUUAAAGCGUUGUAAUUUAAGUGUUGAGGGGGGGGAGGGAGAAGGGUUGUGAGAAACAUAGGUUAAUGAUAUAUGAUUAGUCAUUUGGUUAAACGAUACAUCUUGUCUUUUUUUUACCAUGCCUUGGCCUGUUGGCUCAGUAUUCUCUAUAUCACUGACAAGUAUUUAUUGUAUCAAAAAUACCUUUACUUAUUUGGUAGGUCUUCCCCUUAUCUUGCAGUUUUGAGUCUUUUAAUAUAUAUUAAUUUAUAUUUGUCCUGAUAUUUUUGUAUUAAAAAAAAAAGAGACAAAUUGAUCUGUUGGGAUAGAUUAACUAACACGGUGUCCUGCUUGGUUUUAAAAGAAAUGACCUGAGACUGUUGUAUUUUCCAGAAAACCUUAGGUACAUUUUAAUCUUAAAAUGUGAAGUGAAACAAAACAUUGUAUAUUUUUGUCAAAUCUCCUGAGAAUUUGUACUGUGCCAUGAAUAAAGGUCUUUAUAUUAGAGUAUAAAUGUAUAGAGUUAAAUUUUCCCUUUGUAUUUUACAGAGAUUAAAUGGUGUUUAGAGAUGUACCCUAGGAAAGAAUAGACCUCUUUUUACAAACGUUUUCCUUGAAGCUCCUUACCUUUUUAACAAAUUUAUGCUAAGAAAACUGUGACUUUUUUCUAAAUAAAUCUACUUUGUUAUCUCUAUGUUUCCAAUGUUAACAUGUUGCUGCUAAAUUUGUAAUGUAGACUUGGAUGCUGAUGUGUAUUUUAGUGGGUUGUGCUCUCCCUUCAUUAAAACAGAGCACAGUGUAUAACAAUAAAAAGUGACCCUCUUCUCAAAGUUGUGCUUCAUCUGACUUGGACUAAUGUCAGUAUCCUUACUGAUGUUUGUAUAUUAAACAGACUAUUUACAUCA
Molecule: messenger RNA, 7562 nt
Organism: Conger conger (European conger)
Lineage: Eukaryota; Metazoa; Chordata; Actinopteri; Anguilliformes; Congridae
Gene: slit2
Product: slit homolog 2 (Drosophila)
Exons: 38
Coding region: 1260-5870 (1536 amino acids)
Biological process (GO): negative chemotaxis; retinal ganglion cell axon guidance; negative regulation of cell growth
Molecular function (GO): Roundabout binding; calcium ion binding; heparin binding
Source: RefSeq, a predicted model, not a curated record